GAAUGCAGUAAUGGCUCAGUUUCAUCGUAAGUAUACAUCUUUGAAUGUGAGUGCAACUUCAUCUGAAGAAUCUGUUGAGGAAAGAAGCAUUGCACCAUUGCAUGAAAGGAAGAUGGCCAAACCAUCACUGACUAAAGCAUUGUUUAAGGCAUUUGGCAAAGUGUUGUUUGUUGCUGGAUUUUUCAAGUUUUGUCAAGAUGUUCUCUCUUUUGUCAGUCCUCAGCUUCUAAAGCUCAUGAUUCACUUUACUUCUGACAAGACGAUUCCUGUGUGGAGAGGUUACGUUUAUGCUGUGUUGUUAUUUAUUGUUGCGGAGCUGCAGUCAGUAUUGUUACAUCAGUACUUUAUUCGUCAAAACAAACUGGGCAUGCGUCUUAGAACAUCUAUCAUUAGUGCUGUCUUUAGAAAGGUAACAACUCUGUCAUAUUGUUGUAUGUAGUUUUUUUUGUAAAUAAAGAACUGAUGGAUGAUUUGGUUGUUUAUAUUAUCAUGUACUAUAAAAUGACCAAAUUAGCACUUGCUGAUAUUGUUAUUGUUAUGUUUUUUUGUGUACUUAGUAAUAUUGAAUUGU
Corticium candelabrum is the source of this 571-nucleotide messenger RNA. Its product is annotated as multidrug resistance-associated protein 1-like. Lineage: Eukaryota; Metazoa; Porifera; Homoscleromorpha; Homosclerophorida; Plakinidae. Gene Ontology annotation, molecular function: ABC-type transporter activity; ATP binding. Gene Ontology annotation, biological process: transmembrane transport. The coding region runs from base 11 to 439 and encodes 142 amino acids. Gene Ontology annotation, cellular component: membrane. The transcript has 2 exons. The record is from RefSeq and is a predicted model, not a curated record.